AUACAAAAUGGAAAAAGAUUAUUUCCAGCUAAUGAAAUAGAAAAAAAAGUCAAAAUGUUUGGUUUUAAACGUUCAUCUGUGCAGUUAUUAGUGAUUUUGUCCUGGUGUUUGCAAGAGUGGACGUUUAGUAACGUGGUAUUAUGGUAUAUAUUCGCGUGCGGGGUAUGGUUGUCUGGAUUGUUGUGUUUGCUGACAUAUGACCAUGACUAUUGGUCGGAUAGGGGGGUGUUUUCACCCCCUGCGUGGCCUCUUGUCGGCCACAUACUAUCUGUGGUCCUCUUUAGGGAGCAGGGAGGGAUCUGCUUCCUUAAGAUCUAUAAUAAAUAUAGACAUCUCAGGUUUUUGGGCACCCACCAGUUUUUCCAACGAACCCUGGUUAUCCUGGACCCAGCCCUCAUCAGACGGGUGUGUGUGGCCGACUUCUCGCACUUCGUAGAUCGCGGCUUCUUCUUCAAUGAGGAAGUGGAUCCCCUAGCGGGGUCUGUGCUGUUUCUAAGAGGACAGGAAUGGCGCCGGCUGAGGGCCAAGAUAUCCCCUAUAUUCUCGCCAAACAAACUGAAAGGCAUGUUCCCAAUAAUAGAGAACACGGCUCAAGAGUUCAUCAAGCGCGUCACAACGCUGCACUCCGACUCCGUGGUAGACUCGGAGCGUCUCCUCGGCGGCUAUACGGCGGACGCCAUACGCGUCACAACGCUGCACUCCAACUCCGUGGUAGACUCGGAGCGUCUCCUCGGCGGCUAUACGGCGGACGCCAUAGUGCCCUGUGCGUUCGGCGUCAAGAGCCACGUCAUGGACGAUGAGAAGGACCCGUUUGCUGUGGCGCUACACGCCUUUUAUGAGAUGACGCCGUUCAAUCUGUUCGAGAAGACCAUGAGGCAGUUCUGGCCCGCGUUCUGCAUGUUCUUCAGACUGAAGAUUAUCCCACAGAAGACGCACGACUUCUUCUACAACAUAGUCACUAGCGUAUUGAGGGACCGAGAGAAUGGCGUGCCGGAUAAGCGGGGUGACUUCAUAGACAUGAUGAUGGCUCUUCGGAACGACGACAAGAACAACAACCGGGCGGAUAAGGACGAAGAUCACGUAGAAAUCACGGACAUGGUGAUAUCAGCCAACGCCUUCAUAAUAUUCCUCGGCGGUUUCGAAACCACUUCUGCGACCCUCGCCUUCCUGCUCCUGGAGCUGGCUGCCCAUCCAGACGUCCAGGAGAAGCUGAGACAGGAGAUACUGCACGUGGUGGGAGAGAGGGAGAUGACGUAUGACAUGCUGCAGGAACUGACGUAUAUGGAUAUGGUUAUACAAGAGACGUUGAGACUGUACCCGCCCUUCCCUAACAUCCAGCGGAUGUGUACCAGAGACUACGUCAUCCCGGAAACUGGGCACAUCAUCGAGAAGGGCACAGUGGUGCUGUUCCCCACUCUUGCCAUACAGAGGGAUGAGCAGUUCUUCAACUCAGCCGGGUCAUUUAAUCCAGAGCGGUGGCGCGGCCCAGCGCCGCCGCCGGGCGUCUACAUGCCGUUUGGUGAUGGACCUCGCGUCUGUAUCGGUAAAAGAUUCGCGAUGAUCCAGAUGAAGUGCUGCAUCGCGCGCCUUCUGCGUGCGGUCCGCGUGUCGCCCGCGCCCCGCGCCGCGCCGCGCGUGCGCCCCUUCCGCCCCGACCCGCGCUCGCCGCUCGCGCUGCACCCCGGCGACUCCACUGUCACCAUCAGUCGCGUGACGUCCGCGUAGCGUCGUCGAGCGUGGAUCGCGUGUCGCUAGUGUGUCGCCGACGCAUUA
This is a messenger RNA of Cydia amplana, 1773 nucleotides long. RefSeq names its product probable cytochrome P450 6a17. Gene Ontology annotation, molecular function: iron ion binding; heme binding; monooxygenase activity. Lineage: Eukaryota; Metazoa; Arthropoda; Insecta; Lepidoptera; Tortricidae. The coding region runs from base 55 to 1725 and encodes 556 amino acids. The record is from RefSeq and is a predicted model, not a curated record. The transcript is spliced from 10 exons.